This is a messenger RNA of Haliotis rubra (blacklip abalone), 1477 nucleotides long. Its product is annotated as guanine nucleotide-binding protein subunit beta-like protein 1. Lineage: Eukaryota; Metazoa; Mollusca; Gastropoda; Lepetellida; Haliotidae. Gene Ontology annotation, molecular function: protein binding. The record is from RefSeq and is a predicted model, not a curated record. The transcript is spliced from 3 exons. The coding region runs from base 85 to 1026 and encodes 313 amino acids.
CCCUUGGAUUGUUUACGAAAUGCGUGCACAUGUGUCCAGAAUACUCUUGCAUGUGAUUUCCUCUAGAUUCUUGUAACAUCAAUCAUGGCCUCUCCCCCACCAGAUCCUAGCUUCAUCUUGCGAGGCGCCAGCAGCCCUAUCACCAGCCUGGCUUUCUCCACACCACAGACUCUCUACAGUGGCACCCUGGAUGGGAAGGUGUUGCAGUGGAGUUUAGAUACAAGGCGUGUUCAGUCCACGGUUGACGAUCACGCUGGUCACACUGUCCUGUGGGUGUGUCCCCUGUCGGAGGAGUGUCUGCUGAGUCAGGGGAGAGAUGGUUUUGUCAAGUCUUGGCAGUAUGGAGAUGGGUCCUUAACAAACACAGGCCAUAUGCGUUGUGCUACAAUGGGCUUCUGUGGGAGUAGUGUUGUCCUCCGCAACAACUCGCAACUCGUCGCUACACCCAGUGAAGCAGCUUCACAAGUGGACGUCUACGACAUCCAUACCAAGCACUGUGUGAUGUCUCUCAAACCUGACUGCAGCAGCCAGAAGGUCGGCAUAUGCAUGUCAAUCAAAACUGCCAGCCAAUCUGAAGGCAACCAAAUUUUGAUUGGAUAUGAAAAUGGAAGUAUAACUCUAUGGGAUUUACGAACACAGAAAUGUGCCAGCACUUUAGAUAGACUGCAUGGGGACUCUGUUAUGUGCAUGGGCUUCUCGGCCAACUCUAGGAAAGGUAUUUCUGGAUCUGUGGACAAGAAGCUGAUCUGCUGGUCAGUUGAUGCUGAGAGCCAUCUUGAGAAGACUAGUGAGCUGGACAUAACCAAUCCAGGCCUCAAUGACAUAGUUGUGCGAACUGAUGAAAAGAUAGUUGCUUGUGCAGGAUGGGACAAUAAUAUUCGUCUGUUCAGCUGGAAGAAGAUAAAGCCUCUGGCUGUUUUGUCUUAUCACCGUGAUAGUGCUCAAUGCCUUGCAUUUUCACAGGACAAUCUGUUAGCCUGUGGUUCUAAAGAUCAACUGAUCUCAGUGUGGGAUAUCUACAGAUGAGGGAGUGAUUUGGAGUUUGAUCUCUGUGGUGAGUUCGGCACAUGCAUAGCUGGUCACAAAUCAGGUGAAGUUAUGUAACACUGAUUGUGAGAGAAGUUGGAUUGGUGGUCUUGUUCGGCAGCUUGACUGCUGGCAGUUUUAAAUGCUUCAUUCCUGCCCCACACUGAGAGUUCAUGUAGCAGAUGUGGUGUCCACUGUUCAAAUAUGGCUCCCUUCACACAGCUGUGAAGGGGUACCCGGUAGGAGAGGAUUGUAACUUAACACUCCACAGGCAGUUUGGGUUGGAUCCUUCCCAGGGAGCUGAGCCAGACUAAUGAGAAUCCUGCAUUGACUGGGUGCACUUCAAGCAUGAUAUCACCCGUGAACAUCCGGGUUAGGAUUGGUCUUCAGCAACCCAUGCUUGUCGUAAGAGGCGACUAAAGGGAUUGGGUGGUCAGGCUCUCUGACUUGC